AUGGGACUCGGGGCAAGUAAGGCUAGCAACCUGCUUCCCUGGUACUUUAAAUAUGAUGCUGGCAAUAAUCAGAGCAAUAUGCCUCGGACCUUUGGAGGUGACGGAGUCCCACCUCUAAUUGACAAACCAGAGACUCCUAAGAUACGACUCGGCAAACAAAUGGUAAUGAGAUGGGGAGCUAUUAAUAUCAAUGGGGGCUACUCUGGGAAGAAGGUAGAGCUGGCAGAGGCUGCAAGUAAGAUGGGGUUGGACGUUUUAGCUGUUAGUGACAUUCGGGUAAGGGGUGAGAAAGAAGAGGAAGUGGGAGAAUACAAGGUCUACCUGUCAGGAGUCAAAGCAGGAAUAGCACAAUGGGGUGUAGGGCUUUACAUCAGGAAAGAAAUGGAACCCAGCGUAGUUGCAAUAAGUCCGAGCCUUACACAGUCCGAGCCUUACACAGUCCGAGCCUUACACAGUCCGAGCCUUACACAGUCCGAGCCUUACACAGUCCGAGCCUUACACAGUCCGAGCCUUACACAGUCCGAGCCUUACACAGUCCGAGCCUUACACAGUCCGAGCCUUACACAGUCCGAGCCUUACACAGUCCGAGCCUUACACAGUCCGAGCCUUACACAGUCCGAGCCUUACACAGUCCGAGCCUUACACAGUCCGAGCCUUACACAGUCCGAGCCUUACACAGUCCGAGCCUUACACAGUCCGAGCCUUACACAGUCCGAGCCUUACACAGUCCGAGCCUUACACAGUCCGAGCCUUACACAGUCCGAGCCUUACACAGUCCGAGCCUUACACAGUCCGAGCCUUACACAGUCCGAGCCUUACACAGUCCGAGCCUUACACAGUCCGAGCCUUACACAGUCCGAGCCUUACACAGUCCGAGCCUUACACAGUCCGAGCCUUACACAGUCCGAGCCUUACACAGUCCGAGCCUUACACAGUCCGAGCCUUACACAGUCCGAGCCUUACACAGUCCGAGCCUUACACAGUCCGAGCCUUACACAGUCCGAGCCUUACACAGUCCGAGCCUUACACAGUCCGAGCCUUACACAGUCCGAGCCUUACACAGUCCGAGCCUUACACAGUCCGAGCCUUACACAGUCCGAGCCUUACACAGUCCGAGCCUUACACAGUCCGAGCCUUACACAGUCCGAGCCUUACACAGUCCGAGCCUUACACAGUCCGAGCCUUACACAGUCCGAGCCUUACACAGUCCGAGCCUUACACAGUCCGAGCCUUACACAGUCCGAGCCUUACACAGUCCGAGCCUUACACAGUCCGAGCCUUACACAGUCCGAGCCUUACACAGUCCGAGCCUUACACAGUCCGAGCCUUACACAGUCCGAGCCUUACACAGUCCGAGCCUUACACAGUCCGAGCCUUACACAGUCCGAGCCUUACACAGUCCGAGCCUUACACAGUCCGAGCCUUACACAGUCCGAGCCUUACACAGUCCGAGCCUUACACAGUCCGAGCCUUACACAGUCCGAGCCUUACACAGUCCGAGCCUUACACAGUCCGAGCCUUACACAGUCCGAGCCUUACACAGUCCGAGCCUUACACAGUCCGAGCCUUACACAGUCCGAGCCUUACACAGUCCGAGCCUUACACAGUCCGAGCCUUACACAGUCCGAGCCUUACACAGUCCGAGCCUUACACAGUCCGAGCCUUACACAGUCCGAGCCUUACACAGUCCGAGCCUUACACAGUCCGAGCCUUACACAGUCCGAGCCUUACACAGUCCGAGCCUUACACAGUCCGAGCCUUACACAGUCCGAGCCUUACACAGUCCGAGCCUUACACAGUCCGAGCCUUACACAGUCCGAGCCUUACACAGUCCGAGCCUUACACAGUCCGAGCCUUACACAGUCCGAGCCUUACACAGUCCGAGCCUUACACAGUCCGAGCCUUACACAGUCCGAGCCUUACACAGUCCGAGCCUUACACAGUCCGAGCCUUACACAGUCCGAGCCUUACACAGUCCGAGCCUUACACAGUCCGAGCCUUACACAGUCCGAGCCUUACACAGUCCGAGCCUUACACAGUCCGAGCCUUACACAGUCCGAGCCUUACACAGUCCGAGCCUUACACAGUCCGAGCCUUACACAGUCCGAGCCUUACACAGUCCGAGCCUUACACAGUCCGAGCCUUACACAGUCCGAGCCUUACACAGUCCGAGCCUUACACAGUCCGAGCCUUACACAGUCCGAGCCUUACACAGUCCGAGCCUUACACAGUCCGAGCCUUACACAGUCCGAGCCUUACACAGUCCGAGCCUUACACAGUCCGAGCCUUACACAGUCCGAGCCUUACACAGUCCGAGCCUUACACAGUCCGAGCCUUACACAGUCCGAGCCUUACACAGUCCGAGCCUUACACAGUCCGAGCCUUACACAGUCCGAGCCUUACACAGUCCGAGCCUUACACAGUCCGAGCCUUACACAGUCCGAGCCUUACACAGUCCGAGCCUUACACAGUCCGAGCCUUACACAGUCCGAGCCUUACACAGUCCGAGCCUUACACAGUCCGAGCCUUACACAGUCCGAGCCUUACACAGUCCGAGCCUUACACAGUCCGAGCCUUACACAGUCCGAGCCUUACACAGUCCGAGCCUUACACAGUCCGAGCCUUACACAGUCCGAGCCUUACACAGUCCGAGCCUUACACAGUCCGAGCCUUACACAGUCCGAGCCUUACACAGUCCGAGCCUUACACAGUCCGAGCCUUACACAGUCCGAGCCUUACACAGUCCGAGCCUUACACAGUCCGAGCCUUACACAGUCCGAGCCUUACACAGUCCGAGCCUUACACAGUCCGAGCCUUACACAGUCCGAGCCUUACACAGUCCGAGCCUUACACAGUCCGAGCCUUACACAGUCCGAGCCUUACACAGUCCGAGCCUUACACAGUCCGAGCCUUACACAGUCCGAGCCUUACACAGUCCGAGCCUUACACAGUCCGAGCCUUACACAGUCCGAGCCUUACACAGUCCGAGCCUUACACAGUCCGAGCCUUACACAGUCCGAGCCUUACACAGUCCGAGCCUUACACAGUCCGAGCCUUACACAGUCCGAGCCUUACACAGUCCGAGCCUUACACAGUCCGAGCCUUACACAGUCCGAGCCUUACACAGUCCGAGCCUUACACAGUCCGAGCCUUACACAGUCCGAGCCUUACACAGUCCGAGCCUUACACAGUCCGAGCCUUACACAGUCCGAGCCUUACACAGUCCGAGCCUUACACAGUCCGAGCCUUACACAGUCCGAGCCUUACACAGUCCGAGCCUUACACAGUCCGAGCCUUACACAGUCCGAGCCAAUCUAG
Messenger RNA from Schistocerca cancellata (South American locust), 3318 nucleotides. RefSeq lists its product as uncharacterized. Bases 1 to 3318 code for a protein of 1105 amino acids. The transcript has 2 exons. The record is from RefSeq and is a predicted model, not a curated record. NCBI's taxonomy places the organism in Eukaryota, Metazoa, Arthropoda, Insecta, Orthoptera, Acrididae.